CUCACUACCCAGAGAGCCUUCCGCUUGCUUUUGCUUUUGCUCUCGCUCUCUCUAAAAUCACACCACUACCCUGUCUCCUCUCUCUCUCUCUCUCGCUUCCUGAACUUCCUAUAUCUGGUCUCUCGAUUUCUCUCGUCUUUACUCUCUCUCUAGGAUUUAUAUGAAUGCCGACCUGGUUCGCCGAUGAUUUCCAUGAGUCUCUCUCUCUCUAGAGUUACCUCGUGAUCUUAAAGAUUCUCUCUCUAUUCGGUUUAGAUGAAGUUCUCUGCAGAUGGCAAUACGGGGAGUUGAUUUCAAAUGGUAUGAUGGGUUCUUCUUGUCCAUGCUUGCAACGAGUGCAAUCAUCGUGUCAAUCAACUGGAAGCGAUACCAUCUCUGUACAUAUCCACUGCACAUAUGGAUUGUGGUUGACUACACAACGGUUUUUAUAUUCCGGGUGUUGAUGUUUGUAGACAAUGGGCUGGCUGCUGAAAUGGGUUUGGAUUUAGGAUGGCAGCAACGAUAUGGUCCAUUUUGUGGACGGAUUGUGGUGAUUUCAGUUCUUUCUCUUCUUCUCUAUCCCUUUUUAUGGGCAUGGACUGUGAUUGGUACUCUAUGGUUCACGAGUGCAAAAAGUUGUCUGCCAGAGGAAGGUCAGAAAUGGGGCUUCUUGAUCUGGUUGCUUUUCGGGUAUUGCGGUCUUAUCUCCAUUGCUUGCAUGUCAAUGGGAAAGUGGCUUACAAGGAGACAUGCCCAUUUACAACGAGCUCAACAAGGAAUUCCAAUUUCAGAAUUUGGAGUUAUAGUGGAUAUGAUAAGGGUGCCUGGUUGGGCAUUUGAAGCUGCUGGCCAAGAAAUGAGGGGGAUGGGCCAAGACACUGCAACAUACCAUCCGGGCCUUUUCUUGACUCCAACCCAGAGGGAGGCAGUGGAGGCACUCAUACAGGAGCUUCCUAAAUUCCGGCUGAAAGCUGUACCAAUUGAUUGCAGUGAAUGCCCGAUUUGCCUCGAGGAGUUUCGUGUUGGAAAUGAGGUUCGGGGCCUCCCUUGUGCCCACAAUUUCCACGUCGAAUGCAUUGAUGAGUGGCUUAGGCUCAACGUAAAAUGCCCUAGGUGCCGGUGCUCUGUGUUUCCAAACCUUGACUUGAGUGCACUUUCCAACCUACGAUCAGUGGACUCAGUUCGAGCCACAGGGAGCUCGGCUCGUUAUGUGCGCACCCAACCGGCGCCUGCCCACAGCAACCUCAUAAGGUUGUGGAGCACCAUGCGAGCUGAGAAUGCCGUCCAUAGUGAGCCUGGUGUGGGUCAGGGUCAGGUGGAGACUACAGAGAGGGUGCCUCCUAGUUCGGUAAGCACCAUCACUGAGAACCCAUCAACCGAGUGACUACAAAAGCCUCCAUUCUCUCUCCGUAGCCCUAUGAAAUUUGGGCUGAGGCGAUGUGGGCCUCUCUCUCCGUAGGAAAUUUGGGCUGAAACGUUGGGUUCUCUUUCUCAUGUGGAGCCAAUGCCUUACUUUUGUCUUGUAGAAAAGCCAAAGCACCAAAUGGGCUUUUUUUGGUUCCUUCUUAUCUCAAUGUCUAAUUUUUGAGCCUUCGGUAUUGGAAAGCUUGUGCCUUAUUGUUUCUA
This is a messenger RNA of Amborella trichopoda, 1605 nucleotides long. It is a transcript of the gene SIS3, whose product is annotated as SUGAR-INSENSITIVE 3. Gene Ontology annotation, biological process: sugar mediated signaling pathway. The record is from RefSeq and is a predicted model, not a curated record. Gene Ontology annotation, molecular function: ubiquitin-protein transferase activity. NCBI's taxonomy places the organism in Eukaryota, Viridiplantae, Streptophyta, Magnoliopsida, Amborellales, Amborellaceae.